Messenger RNA from Vitis vinifera (wine grape), 4018 nucleotides. RefSeq names its product dihydroxy-acid dehydratase, chloroplastic. NCBI's taxonomy places the organism in Eukaryota, Viridiplantae, Streptophyta, Magnoliopsida, Vitales, Vitaceae. The record is from RefSeq and is a predicted model, not a curated record. Bases 180 to 1874 code for a protein of 564 amino acids. Gene Ontology annotation, molecular function: dihydroxy-acid dehydratase activity. Gene Ontology annotation, biological process: branched-chain amino acid biosynthetic process. The transcript is spliced from 13 exons. Gene Ontology annotation, cellular component: chloroplast stroma.
AGAACAGAAAAGGAUCAAAGUGAACAACGGCACUGUUUGCCACGUCUGCUUCCCAAACGCUCAUCAUCAGUUCCCGUCCCCAAAAUCUCAUAAACCCUGUCCAUCACAACAACCGCCGCCGCCCAAAACCUCAUAAUCCCAACCCUCCACCACAGCCGCCAUCAUUCCCGGGCGCCACCAUGCAAGCAGCUCUGAUAACCCCUUCUCCUCGCGCCAUUCCCACCGGUUCCAUCACUGCCACGAGAACCACAAUUCCCCCUCAUGUGCGCCUCGUGUCUGUCCGAGCAUCGACCGAGGUAGCCCAAUCGCCGCCACCCGCAGUGAAAGAGACGGCCCACAAGCUCAACAAGUACAGCUCUCAUGUCACCGAGCCCAAGUCCCAGGGCGGCUCACAAGCCAUCCUCUAUGGCGUGGGUCUCUCGGAUGAGGACAUGCACAAGCCUCAAAUCGGUAUAUCAUCGGUUUGGUACGAGGGCAACACCUGCAACAUGCAUUUGUUGAAGCUUUCAGAGGCUGUGAAGGAGGGGGUGAGAGAUGCCGGCAUGGUUGGGUUCAGGUUCAACACUGUUGGUGUCAGCGAUGCCAUCUCAAUGGGCACGAGAGGCAUGUGCUAUAGCUUGCAGUCUAGGGAUUUGAUUGCUGAUAGUAUUGAGACGGUCAUGUCUGCUCAGUGGUAUGAUGGCAACAUUUCUAUUCCCGGUUGUGACAAAAAUAUGCCAGGUACAAUAAUGGCAAUGGGACGGCUCAAUCGACCUAGUAUUAUGGUUUAUGGUGGAGCUAUCAAGCCUGGUCAUUUUCAAGGCCAUACUUACGACAUAAUAUCUGCCUUUCAGGUUUAUGGAGAGUUCGUCAGUGGGUCCAUAACUGAUGAACAGAGGAUGAAUGUUGUCCGAAAUUCAUGCCCAGGAGCAGGAGCUUGUGGUGGAAUGUAUACAGCCAAUACGAUGGCUUCUGCUAUUGAAGUUAUGGGAAUGUCUCUUCCCUUCAGCUCUUCAACACCGGCUGAAGACCCAUUGAAGUUGCAUGAGUGCCAUUUGGCUGGAAAAUAUCUUCUGGAUUUGAUAAAAAUGGACUUAAAACCACGAGAUAUUAUCACUAUGAAGUCACUACGGAAUGCUAUGGUUGUUGUCAUGGCAUUGGGUGGAUCUACCAAUGCUGUAUUACAUUUAAUUGCCAUUGCAAGGUCUGUUGGUCUGCAGUUAACUCUUGAUGAUUUUCAGAAAGUAAGUGAUGAGGUUCCAUUCCUUGCUGAUCUUAAGCCCAGUGGCAAAUACGUCAUGGAGGACAUACACAAGAUUGGAGGAACACCGGCAAUCAUUCGCUUCCUUUUGGAAAAUGGGUUUUUAGAUGGGGAUUGUAUAACAGUUACUGGGAAGACAUUGGCUGAAAAUGCAGAACUUUUUCCUUCUUUGCCCAGAGAUCAGCAAAUAAUAAGACCGUUGGCAAACCCCAUAAAGAAGACUGGACACCUCCAAACUUUAUAUGGAAAUCUUGCACCAGAGGGUUCUGUUGCAAAAAUUACUGGAAAAGAAGGGCUAUAUUUCUCUGGUCCUGCACUUGUCUUUGAAGGUGAGGAAGCUAUGAUUGCAGCUAUAGCAGAGAAUCCUAUGAGCUUUAAGGGGAAAGUAGUUAUUAUUAGAGGAGAGGGACCCAAGGGGGGGCCAGGAAUGCCUGAAAUGUUGACUCCAACAAGCGCAAUAAUGGGAGCAGGUCUUGGGAAGGAUGUUGCUUUGUUGACUGAUGGUAGGUUUUCAGGAGGUUCACAUGGAUAUGUUGUUGGCCACAUAUGUCCUGAAGCACAUGUACAUUUUCUUUUCCUUCAUCCAGUUUUAUUUUCACUCUUUGAUUGCAAUUCUUUAUUGUUACAAGAGUAAAACUUUUGUUCACUUUGGCUGUGACAUACACUAACUUGGGAUUCUUUACCAAUAAAACAAUUUAGGUAUAUAAUACCUCAUAAGAAAUGGUCCAAAUUACUCUUGACACCAUCUAUCAGACUUGCAUAUUGAGAAUAUUAUAACAGUGUAGAUACAACAAUAUUGGUUCUUAAAUAUACCACUUGAUAGUUAGGGGAAGAGGUGUGGUGGUGGAGGUCUCUCACAUGUUAUUUGUUGAUGACACUCUUAUUGUUUGUAAUUCUCGGAAGGAGCACAUAUAGUAUAUGAGUUGGACGUACAUGUUUCUUGAGGCAAUAUCAAGAUUAAAGAUCAAUCUGGAGAAGAGUGAGUCGAUUUUUGUUGGGGGCCUCUCUAAUAUGGAGGAGUUGAUUGGAGUUUGGGGUUUUAGAGUGGGCAAUCUCCCUAGCACUUGAUUGGGCCUUUCGUUGGGAACCCCUUUUGGGUCUUCUCGGGUUUGGGACAAGGUGGAGGAAAGAUUUGAAAAGGCUUGCUAUGUGGAAAGGAUAAUUCUUAUCAAAAGGAGAAAGACUAACUUUGAUUAAAGGUAUUUUGUCUAGCUUGUCAAUUUACUUCAUGUCUUUAUUUGUCAUCUUGAAAAGGGUGAGCAUUAGACUGGAAAAGAUCUAUAGCAAUUUUCUUUGAGAGGAGGGGCCUUGUAUAGAGGAUCGUAUUUGAUGAAUUGGUCUAUAGUUAGUAUGGAUAAGAGGAGUGGGAGUCUAGAUAUAAGAAACUUGUUCACUCUUAAUAGCGCUCUCCUUGGAAAAUGGUUAUGGAGAUUUGUGAUUGAAUGGUAUCCUCUUUGGAAACAGGUGAUUGUUAGGAAAUAAGAGGAGAAAAGAGGGGUGAUGAUGCUCUAGAGGAUUGAGUGAAGGUUAAGGAGUGGGAGUGUAGAAAGAAAUUGGGAGGGGCUAGGAAGCCUUCAGGUGUAGAACCAGUGUCAAGGUGGGAAGUGGAUGUAUGGUGAAAUUUUGGAAGGAUAGGUGGUGUGGAGACACUUCAUUGAGGGAGUCUUUUCUAGAGCUCUCACAAUAGUCUUUGCUAAAGAUAUAUAGAUAGUUAAGGUGCAGGAUGGGUAGUUGGAACCCUAUGUUUAUAAGAUAGUUUCAUAAUUGGGAUUUAGAGGGAUGAAAGUCUUCUUUAGGAGGUUGUAUGAGCAGACCAUUAGGAAGGACAUGGAAGACAAUUUGGCUUGGCUGAACACGAAGAGCGACAAUUUCUCAGUUAAGUCAUUCUACCACUAAUUGUAUAGAAGGGUGGAGACAUUUCCUUUUGGCAUAGUUUGAAAUUCUUAAUUACCAUUGAAGGUUUAUUUUUUGCAUGUGAAGCAAUGUGGGGCAUGAUACUCUCUUUGGGUUAGUUCAAAAAUAAGGUUCCUGAACGGAUGCUUCUUGUGCAAAGAAGAAGAAACAGUUGACCACACUGCUCGAAAGCAGUUACUUUGUGAUAGCUGAUUUAUGCCCUUCCUGGAGUUAAGUAGGUGACAUAUUCUUCAUUGAGAGGUGCUUUUUUGAGUUGGCAUGGGUCCUUGAAAAAGGAAGGAAAAAGAUCGGAAAGUUGCUCCUUUGUACUUACCUUAAACUGUUUGGAAGAAGAGAAAUAGGAGAGCUUUUGGGAAUAUUAAAAAAGUUGACAAAGCAAUUAAACAAUCCUUCAUAUAUGUACACAUAUUUGUUGGAAAGGGGUAGAGUUUUUAUAGGAUAUUGUUCCUUAUUGAUGAUGGACUUUAUGGAGUGAUUUUGGGCUCCAAGUAAGGCGUCCUUGUAUGUAUGAUAUAUACUUUUGUGUCUUUUUUAGGUGCCGUCAAUACAAUUGAUAUUUUAUCUAUCAAAAUAAAAAUAAAAAAUAAAAUGGGUUUUGGGGGUGCCUUCCCUCUUAUUAAAAAAAGAGUCAAAUGUCUCUGAGGGAGAGAAGUUGCAGAGGAAGAAACUGAAGCUUGUAGUUUUGUUACUUUGCCCACAACAAAACCUGUUCUUCACAACUAGGAUUAUAAUUUAUGCAUAGGCGUCUGUAUGGAUGGAAGUACAAUAAUUUAUCAGGGCAAGGUAUUGUAAAUUAAUUCAGUUUUCCUCAUGUGUAUGCAAAUAAAUGUUUCAGGAAGGUGGUCCCAUUGGUCUCAUUGAAAA